Molecule: messenger RNA, 3615 nt
Organism: Drosophila teissieri
Lineage: Eukaryota; Metazoa; Arthropoda; Insecta; Diptera; Drosophilidae
Gene: Ent3
Product: equilibrative nucleoside transporter 4
Exons: 4
Coding region: 530-2536 (668 amino acids)
Biological process (GO): nucleoside transmembrane transport
Cellular component (GO): plasma membrane
Molecular function (GO): nucleoside transmembrane transporter activity; monoamine transmembrane transporter activity
Source: RefSeq, a predicted model, not a curated record
AAUUCGGUCAUGCUGCCAAGCAAAGAAGAAGCUGUUCAUUCAGAAGUAGACUUCAAUUCCAGUUAGCCGACUAAACAACAACAGGCUGAUUUGGUCAGUUGUAGAAAAUCAAUCAUACGCCACAUGCGCAGUGGCGGGCGUGGUGAGAACUGUGCCAGGACUUUGACAGGCAACGAAUGGCAAGCAGAUGCCUCUUGAAAAGCGGUUAAAAUAAAUCCAUUAAAUAGUGAAUGUGCUAAAGCUGAAUUCAAUUCAAAGGCGUAACCACCUAAUCAGAUGAUAGUUGGUCAUAUAUGAAUGACAAGUGGCUAAUUGCGCAGACAGUUGUGUCUGUUUUUUUUUGUUUAUCGAUUUGUGUAUAACGACGAACUUGCACCCUAUAUGUAAGUACCGCAGGCAAAACAACCGAGCAGCCCUCACGCCCACCAAGUGGCUAAACUGGAAAAUAAUGCCAAGGUCCAAGAACCACAGGCAGUAAUAAACUAGGAUUCGGCAGCGGAAACCGUCGCGUAAACAAGAGUACAAUAUCAUGGAUGUUGGUGGCCAGGAUACCACCUAUGAGCCGCUGGACGGACGUGGUUCCGGGCGGUCGAGGAGCAGUCACUCGACAGCCGGAUCGGGACUGAGACGUCCAGGCAGCAUGGACAGCCCGGAGUUCGAUACCCGCGCACCCAAGGAUCAGAGGCACUCCGUCUACCUGGCUCUGCUGGCGGCGGGCAUUGGUUUUGUUUUGCCCUACAAUAGUUUCAUCAUAGCGGCGGACUACUGGCAGGCACGAUUCCCGGGUCGUCCAGUGGCCCUGGACAUGUCGAUGACGUACAUCUUCGUGGCCUUCGGCACCGUGCUGAUGAACAACAUAGUGCUAUCGGUGGCGCCGUUCCAGUCGCGGGUGCUCUUCGGUUACAUGAUAUCCUUCACCACACUGAUCUUCGUGGCGGUGUGCGAGGUGGCCUGGCACAUGUUCGCCACCAAUACCGCCUAUCUGGUGAAUAUGUCUGCGGUGGCGCUAACCGCCAUCGGAUGCACCGUGCAGCAGUCCAGCUUCUAUGGAUUCGCCUCCAUGCUGCCCAAGCAGUACACCCAGGCGGUGAUGGCCGGCGAGAGUAUCGCCGGCUUUCUGGUGUCUUCCAAUCGAGUCGUUACCAAACUGCUGAUCAACAACGAUCGCGUGUCCACGGUGAUCUUCUUUCUGACCUCCACGCUCUACAUACUCUUCAGCUACCUGUUGCACGUGGCCACCAUUAACUCGCCGUUUGUGCGGUUCCAUGUGGAGGCCUGCUCCAAGAUCGUUUUGCGGCCGGAUGAGCAGGAGAUUGAUGGAGUUCCAAGUAGCACUCGAUAUGGGGUGCUCUCGAUGGACGGAACCCACACCACGACCACUUCGGUGGGACCUCCGGGCACUGGAAAUACCCUUAGUUUUAGCAAUCCCGUCUACGAGCUAUCCAAUCCAUCUGCCGGCGAGAGCAGCAUUGAAGCCCUCGGACAGCUGCCCGAGCUUCCGGCCACGCCCCCCGCUCAGGAGCCCACAACGCCCACGACGGUGGCCUUCAAGGUGGAACACGUCAUCACCCCACGUCGUUGCCGGCCCAGUAAGUUGGGUGACAUCCGCGAGGGAUUCGUGACCCGAUGGCGGGUGGCCCAGGUGAUCUACCCGCACAUGGUGUGCAUCGCAUUGGCUUACUGCGUGACCCUCUCGUUGUAUCCGGGAAUCGAGGUUGAAGUGCAAUCCUGUGCCCUUCGCUCCUGGAUGCCCGUGCUGCUGAUGUUCUGCUUUAACACGUCGGACGUGGUGGGCAAGAUCCUGGCCGCCAGUCCCUAUCCAUGGUCGCGCCGCCAAUUGAUCCUGCUGUCGGGUCUAAGGAUUGUGCUGGUGCCGCUUCUGCUCCUCUGCUGUGCUCCCCGCCAGCGUCCCGUGAUCUCCGGCGAAACGGCGCCCUUUGUCUUCACCAUCGCCUUGGGCAUCACGAAUGGACUGGCGGGCAGCCUGCCCAUGAUGUUGGCGCCGGCAAAGGUGCCAGGAACACUCAAGGAGGUCACUGGCAACAUAAUGACCUUGUCGUAUAAUGUUGGUCUCACUGUGGGUUCUCUGAUUGGAUACGUUUUCGAGAGCAUGCUGGGACCGCAGCUGGUGAAUCCAUGUCCCACAUAUCCCUACGUGCCCGCCUCGAUGCUGGAACAGUUCCAUGGCCACGGGCAUGGACAUGGCCAUCUUCCGCAUCCUCUGCCGCUGACUAGCACCAGUACGAUGAGUCCACCAACCACUGGGGCAACCACGCUGGCACCACUUCUGCUCAACACCACGCUGGCUACCCUUAGUAGCUCCAGUUCCACCACCAGCACAGCCAGUCCGGCCCUGGCCACCGUGAUCACCACCACAGCUCUGGCGCUCUACAGCACGGUGGCCAGCGGAAGUGCCGAGGUGAUCAACGCCACCAUAUCAUCAAUCCUGUCCACGGUAAGCAGCUCGGUGGGCGACAUCAGCGACGAGAUGACCACAGAUCCUCAGACGCCGGACGCACUGCUCGAAAAUAUCUAAGCGAUUUUUGAACUUGAAUACUUGAAGACUUGAAUAGAGUCCAUGCGACAUUCUACACAGCCAUAUCUACAUUAACAUGAUUCCGGUUACUUCAAUUCCAAAUCUUGAUAUUUAAAUAGAUUGCUGGAGGAGUUUUCGGUACGAUGGGAAAAGUGUGAAAAAUUUCGUAUUUGAAUAAUGGUUGCUCAAAAGAAGAGCAUCCACACUUAUCAACUUCACUGUUCGCCUUUUCUUGUCUGCGAACAAUAACUUUCACUAGGUACUAGACUAAUAAAAACAUAUUAUAUUUUCGCCGAAGAAUGGUACAUUGGCUAGUUAAUGAAUAAAACCAACUAAAAGUCUUAGCAAAACCGUUUAAAGCAAAUAAAGUAAUGCAUAUUUCAUGAUGAUCCAUUUUCUAGCUCAUUGAUGUGGCUAAUAAAAUACGUAAAAUGUCAUAUUUUCCGAAUAUAUAUUUAAAGCUCAAGAAAUAAACAUGUGAACGAUGAUUCCAAUUAGUAGCAAGCGCAAAUUCUAACUAUAGGCAAUACUACUCCUGUGUACUAAUUACUAUAUAUCUAUAACUAUAAACUGUAUAGGGUACUUGUGAUUUCGGUUUGAUUUCAGCUGUUCUAGGGCCUUAAGUCUAGAAACCAAAUAUUAAUCUCCGAAUACUCGUAUAUACUCAAAACAAGUGCUAUGGAUUUCAAAUUGCAAACCUGUUGACUUAGAUCAUAUGCUUAGUGUGAAUGGAUGGAAAAAUGCCUGUUUAUUUUUGUAAGAGUGAGAAUUGAUAGUUGCAUACAUAUGCAGAGAGUCAUAAUAAAUUUACAAAAUGAAACCACAUCUGUGGGGGAGUAAGAAAUAAUAUUUUAAUUUCUUGGUAAAUGAGUAUGUGCGUCAAAUGAAUGUCGGAUACCAUAAGUGUUGUAAGCAUUAUAAGCCAUCAAGUGCAAAAGCUGGUCUAAACAUAAUUUUUUGCUCUCACCUUUAUUAAUUUGGCUGAAUUGAUAGAAAGGUAAUGAAAACCCCUGUGUACCAUUUAGAAAAAAAUUAUAAAAUGGAAACAUUAAAUACAUGUUAAAUUGGACAUAUUUAAA